CACUACGUUAUACUAGAUGAAAACAACAUGAAAUAUUUAGCCUUUUUAUAUCAGCUUUUUAACGAACUAGCUGUGCGCUUGACAGUGCCUGGCUCGCCAAGGCACCGCAAGGGAAUUAUAUGGGCUCCAAAAUAUCAACCCACGGCGCCGGGCCCGGCCCCGGCGAUAGCGACGACGAGGAUAGGAUCAGCAUCCUCCCCGACCACCUGCUGCAACACAUCUUGAGCUUCAUCCCCGCCCAGGAUGCUGUCCGCACGGGCGUGCUCUCACGGCGGUGGCAGCAUGUCUGGGUCGAGGCCCCGACCUUCGCCUUCUCGGACGACACGCGAUCGACGGCAGGGUUCGCCGACUCGCUGGAGAAGGUGCUCGCUCGCAGUCGCAGCCACCACGUCGAUGUACUCAAGAUAUCCAUCAGGCAUCCUCUGCACAUGGCCCAUGCAAACGUGUGGCUCCAGCAGGCCGUGGAGCGUGUCCAUGGAAGCACCGGCAUCAGCUUCGUCUUCCCACCGAAACCGAAUGAUUGUUCUUCGGAGUCUUCCGGCGACCGGGUCGUGUUGGAUUUGCCCUGCGGCGGAAGGACGACGGCUUUGUCGCUGGACGUCUCCUCGGAUGGCAUCGGAACCCUCAGAGUGCCGCCGGUAUCCGCUGCGUUGUCCAGCUCGCUUACAGAGCUGAGUCUGAAGUCCCUACGGCUCGACGGCAGCCGCUUCUCCGAUUUCGUGUCAUCUUGCUGCCCUCACCUUAGAAAGCUCUUCCUGCACACCUUCGGCGGCAUGGACUACCUCAGGCUCUCCAACGACGCCCUGGAAGAUCUUGAUCUGGACUUCGCCUCAGGCAGCUGCCGCGGCCUCCGACAGCUGCAGGUGUCGUCGCGCAACCUUCGCCGCCUACGCAUCCACGACAUCUUUGUUAGUUUUAAUCUUGUCAUGGUCAUGUAUCUGCAUGGGAGAUGCUGAGGGCCGUGUGAUGCGGCAGCUUGGUGAGAUGCCGUUGUGGCGUGAAGCUGCGGUGGUGCAUGCAUGUACUGGGAUAUUAUCUAGUUAGUUAGUGCAUGGUUGGUUGAGGUAUGGCCGAGUGAUUUGGUCAAGUUAAUUAGUAUGUGUAUGUAGCAGAUGGAGGUUGCAUGCAGCUGUAAUAGUGGAGUAGUUGGACACGUCCUAAACGUGAGCAUAGGAAACGGAUCAUGGAGUUGGCUCCUGGCCGCGCUAGCUGAUGUAUAUAAGUAUUGCAUUGAUUGAAUGAAACGGAGGCCGUGAGGGCUGAGGGAAAAAAGAUGUAGCAUAUGUGUGUCUCACCGGGAGAACAAAGCAAAGCUGGUUCCUCCCACGGUGAGGUGUGUGUGUGUGUAGAGUUUCAUGUGUAUGUGUGUGUUCUUGUGUUCUUGAGAGAAGAAGAUAGAGAGAAACCACAAGAGAGUUUUGUGAGGGAGCUCGAGGUAGAAGAAGAAGCGGCGCUGCGAGGAGGCGGCGCCAACAUUUGGUAUCAGAGCCUCGUCGAUCCGCAGCGGUGGCGACGGCGACGGCAGCACGGCUGACUCGUGGAGGACGAGGUGGAGGUCGCGCGAGGUGGAGGUCGGCGGCGGCGCGAUGCCGUUGGUGGCCUGCUGCGGUGCGACGCUACCACAACGACGGUGUGAUGCCGUUACAAGGAGAAGACUGGAUGGCGGCGUGAUGCCGCUGUCAUCCGGUUGCGGCGCGAGGCCGUUAGGACAAGGAGACGGCGUGGUGAUGGGAGAUGUCUUCCACGUCAAGAGGUGGCUGCGGCGUUCGGCAAGAUGGCAUGAUGGCGCGUGCGUACGUCAGGGCGGAUGUUCAUGGGGCACCGGCGGGAGGCUAGGUGCUGCAUCAUGCGUCCAGGAACACGACGAUUGACAGCUGUGCGUCCAUGGUGAAGUUGGCUGCUGCUGGCAUGUGUCGUGCUCGCCGAAGGCAAGGUGCGACGAUGACCCAGUGAUGAGGAUAGCAGUGGUGGUGCAUCAACGGCAAGCUCCAUGAGAUAUGGAGGUCACAGUGGCGGUAGAAUCCAUGAGAUGUGGAGGCCGCAGGUGGUGGCAGACUUCGUGAGAUGCGGAGGCCGGUGUAGGUGGCCAUGGCUACCAUCGCAGGAGGGUUCGUGUGCUUAUGGCGAACACAAGUGCAGCGGCAAGGUUUUCGUGGUGACAUGCGGCGGCACUGGAAGGAAUGCGUCGUCCACGGCAAGGUGAUGUUGUGGCAAGAGGAUGUAGGUGAUCUGCAUAAAAAAUUAGAGGAGUUGACAUGGCAAGAUUAGGGGGUUGAAUGUUAGUUUUAAUCUUGUCAUGGUCAUGUAUCUGCAUGGGAGAUGCUGAGGGCCGUGUGAUGCGGCAGCUUGGUGAGAUGCCGUUGUGGCGUGAAGCUGCGGUGGUGCAUGCAUGUACUGGGAUAUUAUCUAGUUAGUUAGUGCAUGGUUGGUUGAGGUAUGGCCGAGUGAUUUGGUCAAGUUAAUUAGUACGUGUAUGUAGCA
Triticum aestivum (bread wheat) is the source of this 2481-nucleotide messenger RNA. RefSeq names its product putative F-box protein At1g49610. The transcript has a single exon. NCBI's taxonomy places the organism in Eukaryota, Viridiplantae, Streptophyta, Magnoliopsida, Poales, Poaceae. The coding region runs from base 120 to 956 and encodes 278 amino acids. The record is from RefSeq and is a predicted model, not a curated record. Gene Ontology annotation, molecular function: protein binding.